Messenger RNA from Penicillium antarcticum, 1983 nucleotides. Its product is annotated as ATP-grasp fold domain containing protein. Bases 1 to 1983 code for a protein of 660 amino acids. The record is from RefSeq and is a predicted model, not a curated record. NCBI's taxonomy places the organism in Eukaryota, Fungi, Ascomycota, Eurotiomycetes, Eurotiales, Aspergillaceae. The transcript is spliced from 2 exons. Gene Ontology annotation, molecular function: ATP binding; metal ion binding.
AUGGCUCUAGCUACUGGCACAUUACAAUGGGAAAUUGAUGCCACUGGAAAGUGUGGAUUCGCUCAAUGCCAUUGGCAAUUAAACCCGCCCCCCAAAUAUACGUCUCCAUAUUACACCCUAGAUGUAAUCUUGGUUCCCAUAUCAAUAAGGCCCUAUGAUGUUUCCCCUCCCAAUGGGCCGGUGAUAGCUGGCGACGCGGAAAACAGCGUGAUUGAACGUGCCAUUCUGCAAAGCAUCGAAGACUGUGGCACAUCAAUCACGGCAGCAAAGUUAAUACUCCCCAGAGUCCACGGCUAUGUCGUCCGCAACGACUUUUUCCACAGACGAUUCCUGACCUGCUCGCUUGCCGAGAAAGUAUUGGACUGCAUUCCCUUGCAACAGUUUAUACCUGCAUUUGAUGUCAAUGCCAACGACGUACUCCAGCGAGGUAUGAAGGGGGCGGUUGGUGCAAUUUUACUUAAGCCAAUUCCUGGGUUUAGCACAGACCUAGUAAAGUCCGCUCUAGCCAUAUUGGAAGAAGAGACAGAUGCGAGGCUAUCUUUUUCUUGGAUCUUGGAGACACCAUUGCCUAGGAAGCGCAUUGCUAUGAUAGAUGGUCGCCCCAACCCAUCUGUAUCCACUGCAUCACAAGGCAUCUACCGUGCCGUGCAAGCACUGGGGGUCGACUUGGUUGUUCUUGACAGUGCCGGACACUGGGUCCAAGACUCCACCAUGGAGGAUAUGCGCGACGAGUUUAUCCCAUGUGACCUGAAAAUGGACGAAGGGCUCGUGGAUCGCAUUGUGGCAGCCCUUUCAACCAGCAAAGGUCGAAUUGAUGGUAUCACUACUUAUACCGAUACCCACAUCUUGGCCACAGCCCAGGCCGCCAGGAAGAUGGGACUGCCAGCUAAUCCACCUGAAGCUCUUGAAAUGUGUCGGGAUAAGUACAAGACACGGUCAUUCGCAUCUUCUGGUGUCCCCGUGCUUUCUGUGACCAACAUUGCCGAUUUGGAUGAACAGUUGCGUCAGCUCUCAUCACCAUUGGAGUUCCCGCUGAUUGUCAAGCCGACGACCGGUUGCGCCUCAGAUGGGGUUAGCAAGGUGACUUGUGAAGCAGAGCUUUGUGGCGCUGUGCAGCGCAACGAAGAAAAGUUCCCCGGGACGAAUGCCCUGGUGGAACCCUACGUUUCGGGGCCAGAAGUGGAUGCCAACUUUGUAAUUGUGGAUGGGAAGCUGAUAUGGAGCGAGAUAAAUGACGAUUUUCCAUCUUCGGCGGAGAUGUCCACGUCAACAUCACCAUCAAUGUCCUUCGCGGAACUUUCCACCAUAAUGCCCUCGAUGUUACCAGAGUCAGAGAUAUCCUUGUUGAAAUCGUCGUUGACGCAGACUUUGCUCAAAAUGGGGUUCCGAAACGGGGUCUACCAUCUUGAAGCUCGAGUCAAGGACAGCAAGAAAACCUACACAGAUACUGGACGAGGCAUGGAGCUAGCAGAUAACACCGUUCAGUCGAGUACUACCAAUCCAAGCGUCUUUCUAAUCGAAAUUAAUCCCAGACUUCCUGGCCACCAGGAAUCGUUCGCAGUGGAAUAUACAUAUGGCAUUGAUUACUUCGCGCUACAGAUGCUGUUGGCAACCGCACCGCCGGUAUCAGAAAUGGAAUCAGACAAGGGGAAAACGUUCAAAAACGCCAUUCUCGCGCUAAGCCACCCACUAGCAGAAACCGCCCAGUAUCCCUCUCAUAUUGUCUUCAUUCCUGCCGAUCGCGGCGGGACCUUCGGAGGUGCCAAACCGCUUCCUGGUGGAAUUAUGGAUUAUGUUCCUGAACAUGCAAUAUUUACGCAGGCCGGGGAAGUGAUUCCAGACCCUGAGGAAGAAGGAAAGUGGCCCUUCGUGGCUUAUUUCCUGGUUAUGGGAAAGAUUGCUGGAAGGGGUUGGCAAGCGAGAGAGCAGGUCCGAGCUGUGGGAGAUAUACUGAGGAAGACCUUCAUAUAUGAGAUGGCAUAG